ACGGUAUUUCCCCUUCUGAUCGCUUCCGUUUGCGCUUGCGCGAACUCAUUGAAGCGCCGCAGCCCGACGAGCGGGCAAAAAGCUCGCGCAUGACUUUUAGGGAUACUUUCUAACGCCAUCUACCGUCCUCCCUUCCCAAUUCACUCGGCUAUCUUCGUCAUUUUCCGAGGCGCCCCCUCCCCCCUCCCCGUCUGCCUGACCCUGGAAUCUCAGCAGAGACUGAGGAGAGAGAGGGAGAGAGACGAAGGCAGGAACCGCCGUCGCGGGGGCUGGAAGAUGGCGGUUAGGAUGGGGAGGAGGCGGCGGCAGCAGCACGAGCAGCAGGCACUGGGCUGGGGAAAAAGGCAGCGGGGCUUGUCGCGCCGACGAGGCUGAGGAACGUAACGUUCCCGCCGCCGCGUCUCUUGGAAGCUCUUUAUUUCCCCAGACACUUCUUCCCAGCUGCUUAGCGGCUCCCCUCCUUUCGACUCGCCGCUUUCCCACCGGCCCGGGAUGGACCUCGGCGCUGCGCUUUCCCAGUUGGCAGCUUUGCUGUGGGAGCGUCCUCCUCGUCGAGGCUUGCUGCCGUUGCCUUGAGACGCCGCCUUUCUGCCGCUGGUUCCUGAGGGGGAGAGGCGGGCUCCGCGGGCUGAGUGUCUCGCUCCGCGCGAAGCAGGAGAACUCGCUGCUGGGUGGUGGGACCUCACGCUGCCUCUGCCCUCGCUAGGGAAGAUGUCGGAUACCAAGGUGAAAGUGGCCGUCAGAGUCCGGCCCAUGAACAGGAGAGAGCUGGAGUUGAAUACCAAGUGCGUUGUGGAGAUGGAAGGGAAUCAGACUGUGUUAUAUCCUCCACCUUCAAACAGCAAGCAGGGAGAAAACAGAAAAUCACCUAAGGUGUUUGCCUUUGAUUACUGCUUCUGGUCUAUGGACGAAUCAAACUCUGCAAAAUAUGCAGGUCAGCAAGUAGUGUUCAAGUGCCUUGGUGAAGGAAUUCUUGAGAAGGCCUUUCAGGGUUAUAAUGCUUGCAUUUUUGCCUACGGACAGACAGGCUCAGGAAAAUCCUUCUCAAUGAUGGGCAACACAGAGCAACUGGGUUUGAUCCCACGCCUCUGCUGUGCAUUAUUUCAGAGAAUAACUUUAGAAGAAAAUGAUUCACACAGUUUUAAAGUUGAAGUGUCUUAUAUGGAAAUCUAUAAUGAAAAGGUCAGAGAUUUACUGGACCCUAAAGGGAGUCGACAGUCCCUCAAAGUUCGUGAGCACAAAGUUUUGGGUCCAUAUGUAGAUGGUUUGUCUCAGCUAGCUGUUACCAGCUUUGAGGAUAUUGAAUCAUUGAUGUCGGAGGGAAACAAGUCCCGAACAGUUGCAGCAACCAACAUGAAUGAGGAAAGCAGCCGCUCCCAUGCUGUAUUUAAUAUUAUAGUAACUCAGACACUUUAUGACCUGCACUCUGGUAACUCUGGAGAGAAAGUGAGCAAAGUCAGCCUUGUAGAUUUGGCUGGUAGUGAAAGAGUAUCUAAAACAGGAGCAGCAGGAGAACGUCUGAAGGAAGGCAGCAAUAUAAACAAGUCACUCUCAACACUAGGUUUAGUUAUCUCGUCACUUGCAGACCAAGCAGCAGGAAAGGGGAAAAACAAAUUUGUGCCUUACAGAGACUCUGUACUCACCUGGCUUCUCAAGGACAACUUGGGAGGAAAUAGCCAAACAGCCAUGAUAGCAACAAUUAGUCCAGCAGCUGAUAAUUAUGAAGAAACACUCUCUACACUGAGAUAUGCAGACAGAGCUAAAAGGAUAGUUAAUCAUGCUAUAGUAAAUGAAGAUCCAAAUGCCAGGGUCAUCAGAGAACUACGUGAAGAAGUAGAGAAACUAAGAGUGCAACUUUCUCAGGCAGAGGCCAUGAAGGCACCAGAAUUAAAGGAAAAAUUGGAGGAAUCUGAAAAACUAAUAAAAGAACUGACUGUCACCUGGGAGGAGAAGUUAAGGAAAACAGAAGAAAUUGCACAGGAGAGACAAAGGCAACUAGAGAGUAUGGGAAUUUCUCUUGAAACUUCUGGUAUUAAGGUUGGGGAAGACAAGUGCUAUCUGGUGAAUCUAAAUGCAGAUCCUGCACUCAAUGAAUUACUGGUUUACUAUUUGAAGGAUCACACAAGGGUUGGUGCAGAUACCUCUCAGGAUAUACAGCUGUUUGGCAUAGGGAUCCAGCCAGAGCAUUGUGAAAUAGACAUUGCACCAGAUGGGGAAGUUUCUGUCUUGCCAAAAGAAAAUGCAAGAUCCUGCGUAAAUGGCACGCUAGUAUGUUCUGUGACACAGUUGUGGCAUGGAGAUAGAAUCUUAUGGGGAAACAACCACUUCUUCAGAAUCAAUCUACCUAAGAGAAAGCGACGAGAUUGGUUGAAAGACUCUGAAAAAGAGCUGCUGAUAGCGGAACAUGAUCUAGAUGCCGAUAGCGAAGCUUCGUCAGAACCAGACUAUAACUAUGAAUUUGCACAAAUGGAAGUGAUAAUGAAAACCCUGAAUAGCAAUGAUCCAGUACAAAAUGUGGUUCAGAUCUUGGAAAAACAAUACUUGGAAGAAAAACGUAGUGCUUUGGAAGAACAGCGGAUGAUGUAUGAGCGUGAGCUGGAGCAACUCCGACAGCAACUCUGUCCAGAAAGGCGGUAUCAGCAUUCUAGUGACAGUCUUUCAGAAGUUGCCCAGACCACUCAGCAGAAAGUGAACCUCUGGUCAGAAGAGAGGGAUGAGUUAUUUCGACAGAGCCUGGCAAAACUAAGAGAGCAGAUAGUUAAGGCCAAUACGUUAGUGAGGGAAGCAAACUUCUUGGCUGAAGAAAUAGGCAAGCUAACAGAUUAUCAAGUGACACUGCAGAUUCCUGCUGCUAACCUGAGUGCAAAUAGGAAGAGAGGGGCAAUAGUAAGUGAACCAGCUAUUCAAGUAAGAAGAAAAGGAAAAGGUAUUCAAGUGUGGACCAUUGAGAAGCUGGAAAACAAGUUAAUUGACAUGAGAGAUCUGUAUCAAGAAUGGAAGGAAAGAGUCCAUGAGACAGAUAGACUUACUGGGAAAAGAGGUGAUCCUUUCUAUGAAGCACAAGAAAACCAUAAUUUAAUUGGCGUAGCGAAUGUCUUUUUGGAGUGCCUUUUCUGUGAUGUUAAACUUCAGUAUGCAGUGCCAAUAAUUAGCCAGCAGGGGGAGGUUGCAGGGCGUCUGCAUGUUGAAGUGAUGCGUGUCACUGGUAUUGUCCCAGAACGUGUAGUGGAAGGAGAUGAUUCUUCUGAAAACUCCAGUGAAAGUGGGAGCUUAGAAAUCAUGGACAACAAUGGAGAAAUUAUUCACAGACCAAAAAAUCUCACCUGCAGGGUAAAAAUUAAAGAAGCUACAGGGUUACCAUUGAAUCUCUCAAACUUUGUCUUUUGUCAAUACACCUUCUGGGAUCAGUGUGAGUCAACUGUUGCAGCACCAGUUGUGGACCCAGAUGUGCCUUCACCUCUGAUGAAGGAUCCUGAAUUUACAGUGAUUUUCUGUCAUUGUAAGGAUUAUGUGGUGAAUGUAACAGAAGAAUUUCUAGAGUUCAUUGCAGAUGGAGCACUUGCUAUUGAGGUAUGGGGUCACAGAUGUGCUGGAAAUGGCAGUUCCAUAUGGGAGCUGGAUUCUCUUCAUGCAAAAACCAGAACCUUGAGAGACAGGUGGAAUGAAGUCACACGUCAAAUAGAAAUGUGGGUUUCAAUUCAAGAACUGAAUGAAAUGGGGGAUUAUACAGCUGUGGAACUCCACCAGGCAAAGGAUGUAAACACAGGAGGGAUUUUCCAGCUUAGACAGGGUCACUCUCGUAGAGUUCAGGUGAUGGUUAAACCAGUGCAGCAUUCGGGAACAUUGCCGCUUAUAGUAGAAGCCAUUCUGUCUGUUUCCAUUGGCUGUGUGACUGCCAGAUCAACCAAAUUGCAACGGGGCCUGGACAGUUACCAGAAAGGAGAUGAUGAUGGUGGUGGUGAUAUGGAUAGUUACCAGGAAGAAGACUUAAAUUGUGUGAGAGAGAGAUGGUCCGAGGCACUCAUAAAACGCAGAGAAUACUUAGAUGAGCAGAUUAAAAAAAUCAGCAAUAAACAAGAUAAAACAGAAGAUGACAUAGAAAGAGAAGCACGGCUUGUAGAACAGUGGGUAGGGCUAACAGAAGAAAGAAAUGCUGUGCUGGUCCCAGCACCAGACAGUGGAAUCCCAGGUGCUCCAGCAAACUGGAUUCCACCUUCUGGAAUGGAAACACACACACCUGUACUUUUCCUUGAUUUGAAUGCUGAUGACCUCAGUGCCAAUGAACAGCUUAUAGGUCCGCAUGCAUCAGGAGUAAAUUCAAUACUACCGAAGGAGCAUGGAAGUCAGUUCUUUUAUCUGCCAAUCAUAAAACACAGUAAGGAUGAGGUUUCAGCCACUGCUGCAUGGGACUCUUCUGUGCAUGAUUCAGUGCACUUGAAUAGAAUAACACCUCAAAAUGAGAGAAUCUACUUGAUUGUGAAAAUUACAGUGCAACUCAGCCAUCCUGCUGCAAUGGAACUGGUGUUACGUAAAAGGAUUGCUGCAAAUAUUUACAAUAAACAGAGUUUUACCCAAAGUCUCAAACGAAGAAUAUCCCUGAAGAAUAUGUGGUAUGCUUCUGGUGUGACCUAUGAAAUUGUAUCAAAUAUACCAAAGGCCACAGAAGAAAUUGAAGAUCGGGAGACUUUGGCUCUGAUGGCAGCCAAGAAUGAAAAUGAAGGUACAUCUGAUGGUGAAACUUAUAUUGAGACGUAUACUCGUGGAGUGUUGCAGGUGGAAAACAUUUUGAGUCUUGAACGAUUAAGACAGGCAGUCACAGUCAAAGAGGCUCUUUCUACUAAGACUCGACACAUACAGAGGAGUGUCAGCACACCGAACGUCCACAACGUAUCCUGCAGUCGUUUAGAUCUUUCUGGCUGUGAUGAAGAUAAGGAUUGGUCAGAAGGUCAUCCAGAUGUAUUAGAUUGUUCCUUCAGUUAUCAAGAUGUAUCAUGUUAUGGUACUUUACCUAGGGAUUCACCUCGCAGAAAUAAAGAUGCCUGUGAACCUGUAAGUUCAGUGGCAGAGCAAGGAUUUGAAUGUGGGUCUCCCUGGUCCAAGUUCAGCACUCCAGCCACUACACCAUACUGGCUCCAGAGGCAUGGUUUUAAUAUUGGCAUGCUUGGAGCAGGUUAUGUAUCGGAGGGUCCACAUGCAUCAACUGUUAGUCCAUUUAAAGCAUUUUCUCCACAGCCACCCAAGUUUUUCAAACCUUUAAUGCCAGUAAAAGAAGAGAAUAAAAAAAUAUCUGUUGAAACUCGGCCUCUACUUAGCAAAGAGAGCAUGCCAUCAUCUCAGGUACAUAGCGCUGGUUGUGUUAUGCCCUCAGGAAGUAUUGCCAGUAGCAUGCCAGUAGAACACAAUAGCGUACAUGAGGAAAAUAUUCAGGACUCUGAGGAUGAUGACGAGUUGGAGGCCAUUAACAAGGAGCCUUAUGUGCCUGAGGAAUUUGCUGACUUCAGUGUCUACAACGCUAGCCUGGAAAAUAGGGAAUGGCUAUCCUCAAAAGGAGACUUUGUAAACUCUCGUGUUCUUGAGAAAGUAUCUCGUAGCCCUACCACUAGCAGUAUUACUAGUGGCUACUUUUCCCACAGUGCCUCAAAUGCUACUUUGUCUGAUAUGCUUGUUCCCUGUAGUGAUAGCACAGACCAACUGGCCAAUCAGAUGAGGGAUUUAGAUUCUAAUGACCAUUCUGUAGCCCAUUUAGCCCAUGAUUUAAGAUCUUCAAACAAGGAGACUUCAGAACCAGAAUGGGACUUGGUUAAAUAUAAGACAUUCGUUUCACCAGUCAAAGGAAUUAGUGCCUUAGCAACAGAGAUUCCGAUGUAUGAAAGUACUAGCACCAUUCCCACACAGUUACAGUGCUCAGCGUUGGAUUCCUCAGGUAAUAAAAAAUCACAGCAUGGGAUUGAAUUUUCAUUUCGAGAAGCAACAGUUGAACACACUUCAAAUAUUUUUGAGGAUCAUGCAUUUACAGAAUUCAUGGGUGUUGAAGAUGGAAAGGAUCUUGAAUAUUCUGUAGGUCCACAGUUCUGUUCCCGUGGCUCUUCUAGUAGAAAAAAAAAAGUCUCAACAACUGGAAUGAACUGUGCUUCAGACUUCUCAAAUAUUUACAACCAGGACAGUCCUAUGAGCCAUUUGCAGUCUGCACCACUGGAAUACCAGCAGUCAAACAGUAUUGAAAAUCCUUUGUCUAUCAGACCAAAAGAGGCUUCAUAUUGUCAGAUGCAUGCAGAUUCUUUCCUAGCAGAUGACUUCAGUGGAAAAAAUUAUUUAGAUGUCUCUGGUUGUGAAGAUGUUACUUCUGAAGAGCACCCUAACUGGAUGGCAGUGGGGGAACAAGUGUAUAUUGGUAGUAACAAGGCAGGCAUAAUCAGAUAUGUUGGGCCUGUGGAUUUUUCAGCUGGUACCUGGGUUGGUGUUGAGUUACAUUUCCAAACAGGGAAACAUGAUGGAACUGUAAAAGGAAGAGAGUACUUCCAAUGCAAGCCACGACAUGGAGUGUUUGUUCGUCCUGAAUGCCUCACUAAAGCACCAGCUCCAACAAAGAUACACAGUAGCACUUCACAGUCUCAGGUCUACCAGACAAUCUGGAUGCAGAAACAGUAUUACUGCAGAGAAGGAGGUAGGCAAAAAUUUCAACAAAUAGCUUUUUGGGAAAGUAGGGAGAAAACACAAAGCAGCAGUAAUGAAUCACAACUACAAAUCAUGCACUGUUUGUUGCUGUCUAUGACCAAGCUCAGAUAAAAAGUUCAAAAGUGUUUUAAUCUGUAAAGUUCAUCUUUAAUUGUGGAUUUGUAUUAUGCGUUUGAGGUGUUGGGAAGCUAUUCUAUGUAUAGAUACUGUCUUGAAUAUUUGUAAAGUAGCAAAUGGUAAAAAAAGAAAAAUAUGAAUAAUUGUAUUCUUUAUAUUUUAGAAAAUAAUUGAGAUAAUGGGACCUUACAGACAAGCUGCUGCUGUUCUUCAAUGUAUGUGUAUAGUAAGCUAACUCCUAGUAUUUGGCAAUUACUGUAAAUAAGUGUAAUUUAUAUUAUAUUUCUGCUAUACUGUAUUUAAAUGGUACAGAACAUUUGUGUGUUAGAAUACAGAUGGUCUACUUCAGAUUUUAUAAAUGUUGUGCCUGUUUGACUUCUUAUUCUGUAACAUAAGAGUGUUAUCCAUUAUAAUGCUUAAUUAGUUACUAAUUCAUGCCCUCAUAAAUGCUGUAUUUACCUUUUUUAUAUACUGAAAAGAGGAUACAGUAUUAAAUGGGGUAUAUACAUCUCUGAUCUCAUCAAAAGACCCUGCAAUAUAAUUUUUUAACAUAGAUUAUGGGUACAUACUAUGAUUGCUACUUUCAAUUUCUAAAUUGUUCAGAUUAUUAGUAUGUGGCUCCUGGGAAAUAGCUACACUGCCAUGCUUUUUUUAAAAAAAAAACUGUGAUCUUAAGUAACAGUUAUUUGUUCCAGCAAUAACUUUAGCAGUACUCCUCUUCUAUAUUGGCUGCACCAUCAGUGUAAUAUGGAGUUUAUACUCCUGUUUGUUACAUUACACAUGUUUAGAUAUUGCAUUACACUGGCUUAGCAAGAUGUGAAUGAACCUAACUACUUUCUGGCUUCUCACGCUCCCCUGUCCUCCUCUCAUACAGCAAGGAGGAAUUUGGAAACUUCAGCUUCUGCAUUUGAUUAACUGCAGUUUGUUUUGUUCAAACAUGAUAAACUGUGGUUAGCAAUAACAAUGCUUAAUUUAAAAUAAGCCAACUUCAAACGUGGUUUAUGAAACUAGCCUGUUUAAACAAACUUUUUAAUGAUCACAGCUCACGGUUCCUGUGUCUGAGAAAUUGGUCAAUUGCCUGUCUUGGAUGGGGUUGCCUUGUUCCUGAAGGAGCAGAUACACAGUCUGGGGGCGCUUCUGGAUCCAGUUCUUAUGCAUCCUGGAGGCCCAGGUAGUCUCAGGGGAUAGAAGUGCCUUUUAUCAGCUGUGCUUAGUAAGACAACUACUACCAUACCUGGACUCAGAAGAGCCUCACCACAGUAGUUCAAGCAUUGGUGACUUCAAGACUGGGUUACUGCAGUGCACUCUAUGUGGGACUUCCCUUGCACUUGACCCAGAAACUGCAGUUAGUACAGAAUGCUGCAGCCAAAUUACUGACAGGAGCGAGACACUGUCAGCAUAUAACACCUCUGCUCAGGGAUCUGCAAUGGUUGCCAAUUUGCUACCAGGCCAAGUUCAAGGUGUUACUAUUGGUAUAUAAAACCGUAGCAGCUUGGGACCAAUUUACUUUCAGGACCACUUUACCCCGUAAGUGCCUACUCUAGCACUUCAAUCUGUAGAACAGGCAUUGUUACAGGUGCCAUGUAAUAUAUGUUCUUGUAAGAAAUCUUUUUUUUAGUAUGGCAGCACUUUGGAACUUCCUGCCUAUUGACAUCAUACAGGCGCCUUUGCUAUAUUCUUUUUGGCGCCUGCUUGAAACUUUUGUUUAGACAAGCCUAUCCAGAUGCAUAGAUGCUGAUGUGUUUUAAUUUUUUUGGUCUGCUGUUGUUUUUAGUUUGUUUUUAAAUGUUUUUAACUUUUAUCAAUAAUUUUAAUGUCUAUUAUAAACCACAGAGGUUUUUUUACAACCAAGCAGUGUGUGUGUAUAUAUAUAUCUAUAUAGAUAGAUAUAGAUAGAUAGAUAUAGAUAUAUAUAAAUGGGUUUGGACUAUGCAGCAAGCUAUGUUUAACUACACAGAAAAGUGAAAACGUCUGAACUACUCCUCCUGGCCGUGUGAGAAGAGAGGAGGGGGAGUAGGAUGGAUUUGGCUGUGUCUCACUAAACUGUAGUUUGGCUGCAUUUGGAUAUCAAGCUAGUGUGUCUGCUCCUAUUGUGAUGAAGUCUUUUUACUGCUGAAAUUGUUUUUUGAGAAGGUAGGUGAGACUAAACCACUGUAAAGCACAAAAGUGCUACUAAAAUACAAUAAUUUUUUGUAAUGAACCUGGAAUAAAUAAUAAAUAUUUG
This is a messenger RNA of Rhineura floridana, 9016 nucleotides long. It is a transcript of the gene KIF13A, whose product is annotated as kinesin family member 13A. The transcript has 42 exons. Gene Ontology annotation, molecular function: microtubule binding; ATP binding; cell adhesion molecule binding. NCBI's taxonomy places the organism in Eukaryota, Metazoa, Chordata, Lepidosauria, Squamata, Rhineuridae. Gene Ontology annotation, cellular component: adherens junction. The record is from RefSeq and is a predicted model, not a curated record. Gene Ontology annotation, biological process: regulation of protein localization; microtubule-based movement. Bases 712 to 6786 code for a protein of 2024 amino acids.